Molecule: messenger RNA, 2006 nt
Organism: Homo sapiens (human)
Lineage: Eukaryota; Metazoa; Chordata; Mammalia; Primates; Hominidae
Gene: MYPOP
Product: Myb related transcription factor, partner of profilin
Exons: 4
Coding region: 97-1068 (323 amino acids)
Cellular component (GO): nucleus
Molecular function (GO): RNA polymerase II cis-regulatory region sequence-specific DNA binding; DNA-binding transcription repressor activity, RNA polymerase II-specific; DNA binding
Source: RefSeq, a predicted model, not a curated record
GCAGAAGCCCGAGCCCUGACCCACCGGCGGCUGCGGCGGAGCCGCGCCGGCGCCCCCCAUGCGCCAGACGGCAGGACGGCGGCGUCGGGGGGCGCCAUGGCCUCGGCGGCGGCGGGCGAAGCGGAGGAAACCACCCGGUUGCGCAAGCCGCGCUUCUCAUUCGAAGAGAACCAGAUCCUGAUCCGCGAGGUGCGCGCCCACUACCCGCAGCUCUACGGCGCGCAGAGCCGUCGGGUGAGCGUGGCAGAGCGGCGGCGCGUGUGGGACGGCAUCGCCGCCAAGAUCAACGGUAUCACCAGCUGGAAGCGCACGGGCCAGGAGGUGCAGAAGCGCUGGAACGACUUCAAGCGCCGCACCAAGGAGAAGCUCGCUCGCGUGCCGCACUCCACGCAGGGCGCCGGGCCCGCCGCGGAGGACGCUUUCUCCGCGGAAGAGGAGACCAUUUUUGCCAUCCUGGGGCCAGGUGUGGCGGCGCCGGGGGCAGGUGCUGGGGCGGAGGAGCCCCCUGCGGCCCCCUCUUCACAGCCGCCGCCCCCAAGCGCCUGCCCUCAGCGCUACGUGUUGUCGGAAGACCGCCGGGAGGACCGACGUGCAGGAUCCAGCAGUGUGGUGCAGUAUCCAUAUAGUUCAGAACCUCGUCAAAUGUUGGCCCUUGUCCGAGCGCAGUGGCUCACACCUGUAAUCCCAGAACUUUGGGAGGCCGAGAUACAUCAGCCCACAGCAAGGCGGGCUCCAGCAGCCCGGAGCCAUGGGCCCGGCCCUCCUGCACUCCCCAGGAAGGGGGCUGCCCACGGCCCAAGGAGCGUGAGUCACCACCCCCUUCGGCCCUGCAGCCGGUCCAGCUGCCUCGCCUGGCCUUGUCUCCACCACCCCCAGCCCCUCCACUGCCACCCCCACCGCCACUGGCCCAAGUGGCACCCUCACCCCCUAGCCCCCCACCCCCUCCUCGGCCUCCACCCACGCUCUCGGCCUCAGACCCCUCCCUGGACUUCCUGCGGGCCCAGCAGGAGACUGCCAACGCCAUCCGGGAGCUGGCCGGCACCCUUCGACAGGGACUGGCCAAACUGAGCGAGGCCCUCAGCGCUCUGCUGCCCCUUCUGCCAGGAACCCCAGUUGACUCCCUGCCUCCACCUCUGCCCCCACCCCCACCCCCACCGCCACCUCCCAGGCCUGUCCUGCCCCCACCGGCCCCCAAGGUGGAGAUCACCCCAGAGCCCGUGUCCGUGGUGGCUGCUGUGGUGGACGGGGCAGUGGUGGCAGCCAGGGGAGUGAUCAUUGCCCCAAGGAGCGAGGAGGGGGCACCCCGGCCCCCCCCAGCCCCGCUCCCUCCGCACGACUCCCCCCCACACAAGCGGAGAAAAGGUUUCCCUACACGGAAAAGGCGCGGCCGAUGGAAAUCUCCGUGAAAUCUACUAUCUAUGAUCCUGCCUGCAACCCCUCUCCCCAGCUUGGCGCAGUCGAGGGGGGCGAUGCUCUCUGCCCAUCCCAGCUGCACCCUAGCUCCCUGCUCCAGGGAUGUGAGCACCCACUCCCUGUGCUAGUUAGUGCCUGAUUCUCUGGGGGGGGCCUCAGUAAUGGGCCCCCCCAACCCCUUUCUCUGGUACAGUGCUGUCUGCCUGGCUGCCUCCCUUAACCCUGACUUCUAAGCCAUCAAUUUCAUGUUAUUUAUUAUUGCCCUAUGUGGGGUGGGGAGGGAACCUCUCGGGUCUGCACAUCUCCCCUUCCCUAACAGUUCCUGUUCUUGACUUGAAGAGAAUUGACCCGUGGGGGACUCCCCACCUCCCCAACCCAGACUUUGGAGCGGGUGGGAGUUGUAAGACAAAUCAAAAUACGGAUGACAAAGAGGAUAUAGCCGUGUAUACCCCAGGGAGAGGAGGCGCCGAGUUCUGAUGGGAGAGGUACAGGUUGGGUUCUCUGCCUACCAUUGCUGUCUCUGACUUCCAGAGCUCAACCCCCUCCUUUCUCCCAGUGGUGACAAGAUAUCAAUAAACUUAUUUUUAAUACAA